AUGUUUUGUAAAAGGGAGAAAAAAAUUAUAUUAAAUUUUCUUAUAAAAACUUUUACAUUUAUCCUUUUAAUUUGGAUAUUACAAUUCUCUAAUAAUUGGAAAUUUUUUAAAUCACUGAGUUAUAAAAAUGAUUUAAAAAACACAUUAAAUUUAGGAGUUAAAAGAACUUUAGCACAAAAAGAUAUAACAAAAGAAACAAGCGAAAAGCCAAAAUUCUGUGAUCUAGGAAUAAUAGAAACCAACAUAGAAUCAAAAGGCAAUCAAAGCAAAAUAGAAAAAAAAAUAGAUAUAGAACAAGUAGAUGAAAAAUAUAUGGAACAAGGAAAUGAAAUGAAGAUAAAUGAGAAAAAUAAAAAAGAAAAUUUUAAUCAGAGAAUUUUAGGAAAAUUCAAAAAUAAUUUAAAUCUAAUUUCUUUAUCUUUUGCUAUUUUCCUAUUAGUUUUUUCUUUUAUAUAUUAUGAAGCAAUGAUGAUUUCAGGUAUUGAAUUACCAUCUAUUGAUGCAGUGUUUACGACUUUAUCUCUUCUAAUAAUAUCAGUUAUUUUAAUAAAAGAACGAAUCAAAAUGAAAUUUAAAAUAAAAUUUGAUUAUAUUUAUAAUUAA
Plasmodium relictum is the source of this 603-nucleotide messenger RNA. Its product is annotated as Plasmodium exported protein, unknown function. The record is from RefSeq and is a predicted model, not a curated record. Bases 1 to 603 code for a protein of 200 amino acids. The transcript is spliced from 2 exons. NCBI's taxonomy places the organism in Eukaryota, Apicomplexa, Aconoidasida, Haemosporida, Plasmodiidae.